Phaeoacremonium minimum UCRPA7 is the source of this 792-nucleotide messenger RNA. Its product is annotated as putative glycylpeptide n-tetradecanoyltransferase protein. The transcript has a single exon. The record is from RefSeq and is a predicted model, not a curated record. Lineage: Eukaryota; Fungi; Ascomycota; Sordariomycetes; Togniniales; Togniniaceae. The coding region runs from base 1 to 792 and encodes 263 amino acids.
AUGGGUGACAGUGAUAAGCCCCUCAUGAGAUAUUCCACCUCUGAGAUGGCAAAAGAUGUGCUCGAGAUUCUCGAGCACGUGGGCUGGCUCGAUAGACCUAUCUCCCCACCAGCCCGUACUCUGCAUUUUGUCGGUCUUUCCAUGGGAGGAAUGAUACUUCAAGAGAUAGCUUGUCUCAUCCCUGAGUACGUCAGCAGCCUAAACCUCUGCUGCACGGCCGCUGCCAUCGAGAACACCACUACCUUCUGGGAAAACAUGAUCAACCGCGCUUCAAUGUUGGUGCCAAAGUCACUGGAGAAUUCUGUGCGGUCCACUGCGCGACAGAUCUUCACACUCAAGUAUCUCGCGGGCCAAGACAAUGCACACCUGCCCGACCCAGCAGCGACGACCAAGGUCAAUCCGCCCCCAGGUGGUGGCGAGUACCUGCGGUUCGGAACUAACUAUGAGCGCUUCGUGGCACAGGAGAUGCAUAAGCGGCUUGAUCCCAAGCGCUUCGGCACCAAAGGCUUCAUGCUGCAGUUGAUCGCCGCAGGCUGGCACCACAAAACAGCGACACAACUGGCCGAGAUGGCCGACAAGGUUGGACGCGAACGCAUACUCGUCUUACACGGCGUCGAGGACGGCAUGAUAUCUACGCCCCAUGGUCGGAAGCUGAUCGAGUAUAUCAACCCGGGCGUAGGGAUCAUUAGGGAGAACCUCGGCCAUGCGCCAGUCCUGGAGGAUACCGAUUGGUUCAAUGCCUUACUGACAGAGCAAUUCGAAAAGGGCGAGAAACUGGAUGGUAGGGCAUGA